Molecule: messenger RNA, 3119 nt
Organism: Gavialis gangeticus (Gharial)
Lineage: Eukaryota; Metazoa; Chordata; Crocodylia; Gavialidae
Gene: GPR83
Product: G protein-coupled receptor 83
Exons: 4
Coding region: 1285-2556 (423 amino acids)
Biological process (GO): neuropeptide signaling pathway
Cellular component (GO): membrane
Molecular function (GO): neuropeptide Y receptor activity
Source: RefSeq, a predicted model, not a curated record
AGUGUCCAAGGAAGUUUGGACAGAUGUUCUCUAGGUAAAUGAGCAAUGCAGGGAACUUGUUCACUGGCAUGGCGUUGCAUUGGAUCAAACGUUGUAAGUUAAAACUAACAUCAUGCAGUUGAAAUGGUGUCAAUUUAUAAAUGUUGUAAGUGCGAAACUUAGUAACUCAAAAUGUAAGUUGAGGACUGGCCUGUACAGUGGUAAUCCUUCAAAGGAGAGUCAGGCCUGCAGACUAUUAGGCAGAAUCUAACUCUAGGAAGUGUCGGUCUCUAAAGCUGUGUGUGUGUUUGUGCAUGUGUGUGCAUACACAUGCAGGCAUAUACCUACUGUUGUCCUGUGAAACAUAAAAGUAGAUAUCCUCUUUCUGAAUAUUCAACACUUGAAUAUGUGCAAAUAACACACCGUGUGCACGUAAAACCUCAACUAUACAAAAUCCAGUUUUUAUUCUUUUGACCACGAGGAAAAAUAGUUGCCAAUAGGAAACCUGGCUUCCGUGUAUGUGAGAGAAAUCUUUGGAAGCGAUAAUAAAAAAUGACCUUUAAUGUAGGCUUGAGCAGUUUUAUAAUAGCCCUGUAACAUUUUGGUUCACAAGGAUAAAAACCUAUGAAUUGAGUAAAUUGACUUAACGUUAUUCUCUCUGUUUUAUCAGUCUCUAGACCCUGUUACUAUUGGAUACAGUAUAUGUUGCAAUGCAGUAAAGUAGCUGAAUCUAGUCUAUAACACAUUUUAAAAUUAUAUCUCUGAAUUGUAAUCUCUCCUGGAAUAUGGCAGGCACAGUGUACAUUUUUGAACUGCACAGAAUUUGCAUAAAAUCAGCAGCUACUUGUGCAAGUCAGACUGGAGGUCAGGUGCUUAUGACUCAGUGGAUAGACAGAUGUGUCUCUCUGAGCACAGAUGGAGUUCUCUUACAAAUGUAGGAGCAUGGAGCAAAGCCCAGGGGGAGUGUAUUCCUGCACAAAGCAACCACGUCAGAGUAGAACUAAUAUGCAAUCCAAUGGGCAGAGAUUCUGGUAGCAGCUUUCAUGUGAUGGGAGCUUGCCUAAGAUAUAAAAGUACUGACAAGCAGAGAGAGAACGGUACGUCCCAAGUGAAGGGCAGCUGUGUACUGGGGCUGUGUGCGCUUGCUUCAUCUACAAUAAUUACCACAUUCUAGUUUCAGGCAUGAAGAUUGCUUGCACUAAAGAAAGCAAACUAUUGAUCUUCAAAGCUCCCAUCGACGGGCUUGCAGUGCAAUACUGUAGAUGAGUUAUUUCUAAACCUGAAAAACGCUGCAGCUUUUCAGACAUGGUUUCUCAUUACAUCUGGCUCUCUCUCCCAUCUUUAGUUAAUGCCUUUGAAAAACCAGGUACAUCACCCAUCAAUGGAAGUUUUGAAGGAACUCUUGGAAUCCCCAACAUCUCGAGUUUCUUUUCCUGGGAUAACUACACCCUUGCUGAGUGGCAGAACUUUGUGGGCAGGAGCAGAUAUGGAGCAGAGUCCCAGAAUCUGACGGUGAAAGCCCUGCUGGUUGCGGCAUACUCCUUCAUCAUUGUCUUCUCGCUCUUUGGGAAUCUCCUGGUGUGUCACGUCGUGGUCAAGAACAAGAGGAUGCAAUCUGCCACCAGCCUGUUCAUUGUAAAUCUGGCUGUGGCAGACAUAAUGAUUACUCUUCUCAAUACUCCCUUUACUUUGGCUCGUUUUGUGAGCAGUACCUGGAUCUUCGGGAAAGGAAUGUGUCACAUCAGUAGGUUUGCACAGUACUGCUCUCUGCAUGUCUCUGCCCUAACCCUCACAGCAAUUGCAGUGGACAGGCACCAGGUUAUCAUGUACCCGCUGAAACCUCGCAUUUCCACUGCAAAAGGUGUUGUCUACAUCUCAUUUAUCUGGAUCAUGGCCACCUGUUUCUCCCUCCCGCAUGCUAUCUACCAAAAAUUAUUCACUUUUGAAUACAGUGAAGAAGUUAUCCGCUGCCUGUGUCUCCCAGAUUUUCCUGAACCAGCUGAUCUCUUCUGGAAGUAUCUGGACCUAACAACCUUCAUCUUGCUCUAUGUUCUGCCCCUUUUGAUCAUCUCCGCUGCCUACCUAACAGUGGCCAAGAAGCUCUGGCUGCGCAGUGCUAUAGGGGAUGUGACUACGGAACAGUAUUUUGCCCUUCGUAGAAAGAAUAAAAAGACCAUUAAGAUGCUGAUGUUGGUAGUUGUCCUCUUUGCUGUUUGCUGGUUCCCAUUAAAUUGCUACGUUGUCCUCCUUUCCAGCCAGACUAUUCGCACUAACAAUGCCUUAUACUUUGCUUUUCACUGGUUUGCAAUGAGCAGCACCUGUUACAACCCCUUCAUUUACUGCUGGCUCAAUGACAAUUUCAGGUCGGAACUGAAGUCUUUGCUCAACAUGUGUCGAAAACCCCCUGGGCCAAGAGAGCACAAGCAUCCAUCCAUGGUUCCCUCCUAUAAAGUAGCCUGGCCAGAAAACAGCAACUGCAAGAAGUUUCAGGUCUCCCAUGGGCGUCCCUCAAUCUCUAAUAGCCAACUGGGAAAGACAGACAUCUCUUCAGUUGAACCUAUUGUUGCUGUGAGUUAAUUGAGGUAACAAUAUGAGUGGUUGUGGGGGAAGUGUCAGGAUUCACCAAGAACUGAAGAUUUACUGCAGGGCACAGACAAACGUACAUGGUAAAGGCCCCUUUGUGCAGGUAACUCUGACUCACAGGAGGCAAUGCACUUCCACUGGCAAGAGUGUGCACAACCUUGUCUAGCCAGAAUGAACUCUCACAGAAGAAGUAUAAAGGACAGAAAUACAAAUAUCAGUAGGAGUACAAUUCUCACAGAAGAACUGCUCCCUUUCUGACCACGAGCACAAGGGAAAUCUACUUAAUAAAAGAUGAAUUUGGGAACAAAAUUUCAUAAGCUGGCUGAACACUAAGCAGCAAGGACUGAACACUGGUAUUAACUUUAUGGCACUCUACCGUCUACCUGAUUCCUGAAAUUCUUCCUUCACACUACAGGUGAUAAUGACCCAUCUCCCUUCUGAUAGGUCUUGAUGUCCCAGUUAAUUGUGUGUUUGCUACCCUAUAGGAAUUUCUCUCCCCAUCCAAUUUCACAGCUCCCCUACUUUGUCAUCAUUGCUGUGCAUGCUUCCCUCCCCAG